AUGAGUGUAUUUAAUAAUGAUAAUAAUAACGAUAAUCACAAUAAUCCAAAUAGUAGUAUAUCAGAUACUACUAAUAUAAGGAUAAAUACUACUAAUAACUUUAAAUUACUUAAACAUUCAAGAAAUCAAAGUUUUGCUGAUAUUAUUCGUAUUGCUUUAGAGAAACGUGAAGAAAUCUGUCAACAACAAAGUGAACUUGAAUUAUCCGAUCAAAUUCAUUUGGCGAGAUUAUCACAGAGGGGAAGAGCAGCAGCAGCACAGCAGUUCAAGCAACUUCUCGUCAACAGCGUCAGACGCAACAGCAACAGCAUCAAAAAGAUUCAAGAAGACGUUCAUAUAGUACAGAUAAUUUAA
Messenger RNA from Trichobilharzia szidati, 354 nucleotides. The record is from the annotation of a GenBank genome assembly. NCBI's taxonomy places the organism in Eukaryota, Metazoa, Platyhelminthes, Trematoda, Strigeidida, Schistosomatidae.